CAAAGUUUAGUAGGCUUGUUCCUGUAAGGACCUAUUUCCAUUACAGGAAUGAUGCAGAAUCAAAGAUAUUUGGGGAUUCUACAGCUUGGAAUUUUUGUAUGGGCUUCAUUUUGUAUUAAAGACUCGUCACAGGGGGAAUAUCAGCGGAAGUUGUAUAAGGAGUUGAUGGAGAACUAUAACAGACUGGAAAGGCCUGUGCUCAAUGAUUCUGCACCCAUAGUGGUGGAUUUGGGACUCACACUGCUUCAAAUCAUAGAUGUGGAUGAAAAAAAUCAGGUAUUAAUAACCAAUGCCUGGCUACAACUGUCAUGGACGGAUAUCUAUCUGAGCUGGAACCCUGAUAACUAUCCUGGUGUUCAGACCCUGCGCUUUCCAUCCAGUCAGAUCUGGACACCUGAUAUUCUACUCUAUAACAGUGCUGAUGAGAGGUUUGAUGCCACCUUCCAUACGAAUGUCCUAGUUAAUGCAUCGGGCUCAUGCCAGUACAUACCACCAGGUAUCCUGAAGAGUACAUGUUACAUAGAUGUGCGCUGGUUCCCAUUCGAUAUUCAAAAGUGUGACCUAAAAUUUGGCUCUUGGACUCAUAACGGCUGGAUGCUAGACCUACAGAUGCAGGCAGUGGACAUUUCUACAUACAUCCCCAAUGGAGAGUGGGAUUUAGUGGGUGUCCCGGGAAAGCGUAAUGAGCUGUAUUAUGAGUGCUGCAAAGAGCCGUACCCUGACGUGACAUUUACAGUGACGAUGCGCAGGCGAACACUGUACUAUGGUCUGAAUCUGCUCAUUCCAUGUGUGCUUAUCUCUGGUCUGGCUCUGCUAGUGUUCCUGCUGCCUGCAGAUUCUGGAGAGAAGAUAUCACUGGGGAUCACUGUCCUCCUGUCAUUAACAGUCUUCAUGCUGCUGGUGGCUGAGAUCAUGCCAGCCACCUCUGACUCUGUUCCUCUCAUAGCUCAGUACUUUGCCAGCACUAUGAUGAUUGUGGGCUUGUCAGUUGUUGUCACCGUCCUCAUCCUGCAGUUUCAUCAUCAUGAUCCACAAGGAGGCAAGAUGCCAAGAUGGGUGCGGAUAAUCCUGCUCAACUGGUGUGCCUGGUUCUUGCGCAUGAAGAAGCCAGGUGAGGAACGGAAAGCCAGCUACAAAUAUGGCCACUCUCCAGCACACCAUGCCAGUGCUAGCAGCAUUCAGAUGGGGGUUAUGCCUGUUCAGCCAUCCUCUACCAACUCCACAACCAACGGUCACAUGAACCUGUACUUCGGCUACCACUCCAUUGACAGUGCAUGCUGCCCACCCAGCAGUGACUCCGGUGUGUCUUGCAAUGGAGGGCGAGUGGGUGGGUCACCCAACGAGGAACAGCGGGAGGCAGUUAGGAUGUUUGCAGGUGAGCAGGAAAUCCAUCGCAUUCUGGCGGAGGUGAUGUAUAUUGCCCAACGGUUCCGUGACCAGGAUGAGGCAGAGGCAAUCUGUAGUGAAUGGAAAUUUGCAGCAGCAGUUGUGGAUCGGCUCUGUCUGGUGGCGUUUUCCCUUUUCUCCAUUAUCUGUACCUUUACCAUUCUCAUGUCUGCACCAAACUUCAUUGAGGCAGUCUCAAAAGACUACACAUAAUCACAGUAUCAUUGCAUUUGGUUUUGUUCUUUUGUUGUUGUUUUUUAGACAAGUUAAAGAUAAUAAAACAGCACUACAUGAUUAAGUGUGAGAAGUGUCUAUCACCAAAGUUGAUUCCUUCCUCUCUCAUCAUUCUGAGAUAAACGUGACCAAUUGUUACAGUAAUUAAGAAAAAAAGAAUAAGCGUGACUUUUCAAACAAACAUGCAGACCCUUGGACAAGCUGUUUGGGUGAUAUUUUUUGUCUUUAUACACUGAGCACAUGAGUUGGUUUAUGUAAAAAGUAUACUGUGUGUGGUAGAACUGUCAGUAUAGUAAAAACAGCUAGAAAUGUAUCUUUCAGGUUCAUGUGCAGCAAUACCAUGUAAGGGCAGCAUAAACCCUUUGGAAGUCACAUCACAAUACAUUCUUUGCUAUGUUUCUGUUUCCCUUGCCAAUGCAACUAACAGAACUUACAUUCAAGGUAGAAUUAAUAGACAUGCUCUUUCACAGUGGCUUUCACCAUCUUGACAUUUUUAUAUAAAUAUUACAGUUGUUAACGUGUUCAUAACGCACUUGUGUCCAGUUGACCACGUAAUCAGUGUCAUUAUUUUGUGACUUUAUUCUGACAAUGUGCUCUGUUGUAUUAUGUAGCAAUAGGUAAAAACUGUGGAUACAGGUCAUUUUGUUAUAAAAUAUAUAUUACAAAAAUAAAACAAUUUAAAUUAAUAGUUUAAUUAUGGCUUUUUGUAUCUGUGAACAGUGUGCAAGAAGCAUGUUUUAGUUUUGUUAACCUAGUUUUAUUUCUCUUGC
Molecule: messenger RNA, 2390 nt
Organism: Myxocyprinus asiaticus (Chinese sucker)
Lineage: Eukaryota; Metazoa; Chordata; Actinopteri; Cypriniformes; Catostomidae
Gene: chrna8
Product: cholinergic receptor, nicotinic, alpha 8
Exons: 10
Coding region: 49-1599 (516 amino acids)
Biological process (GO): monoatomic ion transmembrane transport; regulation of membrane potential; nervous system process
Cellular component (GO): postsynaptic membrane; synapse; neuron projection
Molecular function (GO): acetylcholine-gated monoatomic cation-selective channel activity; transmembrane signaling receptor activity
Source: RefSeq, a predicted model, not a curated record